Molecule: messenger RNA, 3046 nt
Organism: Eufriesea mexicana
Lineage: Eukaryota; Metazoa; Arthropoda; Insecta; Hymenoptera; Apidae
Product: G-protein coupled receptor Mth2
Exons: 7
Coding region: 531-1817 (428 amino acids)
Biological process (GO): cell surface receptor signaling pathway; G protein-coupled receptor signaling pathway
Cellular component (GO): membrane
Molecular function (GO): G protein-coupled receptor activity
Source: RefSeq, a predicted model, not a curated record
UUCCACGCGCAACGCAAGUGUGUCAAUGUGUUGACUGUUUGUCGUUUCUUUAUUUUUUAAACUUCAUUCACCGUACAAUUCGAACAAUCAUUCGUUCGAAAAGUGAAUGGAUGAACUAGUGGCUAUAAAAGGCGACUUCUUUUCAUGAAGGACCAACUGAGAGCAGUUCUCUACCGAGUUGAUUGUGAUACAUUUUCUUUUAAGUUUAAAAUGCAACUAAAAAAGCUGAACGUCCGUUGAUAAUACUCGCUAUUAACAUUCAGAUGUUCAUGAAAUAAGACUAGGGGAUAAUAUUAUAUGUAUAACAGCAGAUUUUUCAAAAAUCGUUGAAAUUUUGAAAUAUUUUGAUUCAUCGAAUAAUAAAAAUACGAUCCGUAUUUUAUAUGUUUUUAAUGGUGAGGAUUACAUAAACUGGUUGAUUAGAGAGACUGAGCCGAAAUUAGUGAGACCAUUCGGUGAAUUGCGCGAAAACAAGUUCAUUUCACAGUGAACGAGGAACGAAGAAAUGCGGUAACAAGAAUCAGGAGAUAAUGUUGCUGGACGUGAGCUAUAACAGGCUUUUAGGCACGUUGCCAGCCAAAGGGCUGCUAUGGGUUUGCCUGCUAACAUGGACGAUCUCAUCAAGCCGGGCAAUCGAUGUCUACUGUUGCUCAGAUCGCUUGAUUUGGUCGUCUUUGAUGAAAUGCUCCGAUGGCUCGAAAAUUCAUCUUACAUGCCCAUCCGGUAGUUACCUAAUCGACCCCGAUACGUAUCCGACAGACAACUUCACUGUACUUUAUGAGUAUGGAAGACCAUGGUUACAUUUUUUGGACACGGAAUACGAUAAAAUAGCAGCGAAUAGGUUCUGCGUGGCAAAUCGGGGGAAUGAUAGCUCGCAAGUCGCUUUAGUAUGUUUUGAAAGCGAAUAUAAUACAGAGAUAAGGGAAUGGAAGAACAUAUUGUUCUGUAUCCUUAGUAUUAUAUCAGCUAUUUUCCUGAUCGUCACACUAGCAGUUUAUGCUUUGCUACCAGAAUUAAGAGAGGUUCAAGAUAAGGCGAUGAUGGCUGUGGUCACAUCAUUAGCAGUCAGCUAUAUCAUUCUUUCUAUUCAGAAUUUAAGGUCGCAAGAGGAAGGCGACUAUACGAUAUGUAUUUCUUUAGGAUUCAUCUUAUAUUUUGGUUUUAUGUCUGUUUUCUUCUGGUUAAACAUCGUUUCGUUUAAUAUAUGGAAAACAGUUUGGUUUAAGGAUUUCGUGAUCAGAGAUAAACCGCUUUUUAUAACUUACUGUAUUAUUGGAUGGGGUGGGCCAAUAUGCUUCUUGAUAGUAAGUUUGAUUACUCAUCACAUAAAAGGACAUCAUUUAAAACCCGGUUUCGGAGAACGAACCUGCUGGUUUAGUGGCUCGGAACAAACGUGGGCGUAUUUUUAUGGGCCAAUCGCGAUUUUAUUGACGUUGAAUGUUAUCUAUCUUGGCUUAACUGGGUGGCGAUUGUGGCAUCAGUAUCGUAACUAUAGCGAGAGCAAGUUACGAGUACUCCGUUUCAAAUGCCUUCUUUACGUGAAAUUAAUAUUCGUCAUGGGUAUUACAUGGAUCUUUGAAGUGAUUUCGUACGCCGAUCAGACUAAAAAUGAUUUAUGGAUACCAACGGAUAUACUGAACGCGUUACAAGGCUUCAUAAUAUUUCUAUUAUUAGUCGCGAUGCGAAAGCGUGUAAGAAAGCUGUUGGCAAAAAAGAGACCUUGUGGAAUCGGUUUUCCAAAAUCUUGGACAGCUUACGAGGACGAAGAAUGUGAAGAAGUACUACCUGAAGAAGUUGAAUUAUCGCAACAUGAUUAGUGUUUUUAAGAACCUUCUUUUCUUUCACUGAUAGGACGUAUAGUUUUUAUACAACUACGCUCAAUUAGUCAGAGGUGAUCAGGAAUAAGGACAGCGACACUAAAAAAUAGUCUUAUUUAAGCAAAAUAGCUAUACAAAGAUGCUAUAUAAUUCAAUACUCUUUACCACCUUGUAGCUAUCUUACCAUUAGCCUAGUCGGCAUUUUUUAUAUUGAAAGCAUGCUGUUCAUAGUUUCGAUCGUCGUAUACGUAAUGGUAAUUAUCUUAGAAUCUCUAGAAACGUUGCCGAACAACAAAUACCGUGUUAAUUACUGUAUCACUUAUUAUCGCGCGACUAAUUCUAUCGAUUGUGAUUUAGCUAGAGAAAAUUAUUAGUGUUUGGCUUUAGUAUAUUUCUCAAGACGUCAACGAGUUAUCGUGGCAAUUUUGUAUAAUUACUUUAUUGUUUCCUCCGAAAGCACUCGUAUCAAACUUUCUCAUUCUAGUCGAUUGACGUGGUACCACUUCCGAGUUGACGAUUCAUUUAAAAUUACGUGUGCCUCUGACGUCUUUUGACUAUUAAAAACGUGUUAGUUGAGACAUAUUGCAAACGUUAAACCACGUACACCGAAGCAUAUGAAACAUUUGUUAUUCAUCUUCUAAAAUAUAACUAAACCAAAAGAAACAAAAAUUGCGAUAAGAAUAAAAAUAAUUAUUGAUAGUAAUAAAAUGAAGAGUCAUUUUUGUGAUUGGCGUCAUAUCAUUACCAUAAUUUUUAAUAUUAUUUUGCAUAAAUUCUACGACUUUUUUGUAAAAAUCAAAAUUACUUUAAUUCUUGAUGGAAAUAAUUUGCAUAUAGCGAAUUUUAUAAUUUAGAAAAAUUUACAAAAGGAAAUCUACGGUAUAAAAAGAAAAUCAAUAUUGGAUCAACAUUGUCACAGUCGCAUUAUUCAUUGAAUGAAACUGUUACGAUAAUUAAACGGAACAACGUGUGCAAGUAAUCAAGUAGUCUAUAAAAUAAAGACGUGAUAAACGAGAAUGCUACAAAGGAACAACGUAUUGACUGGACUGCCCACACGUUACUAUGAGUAAUACGCGCAUCGAUUAUACAGAGAUGAGGAUUUACAUUGUCGUGUGCCACACAUACGAAUACAACGCGUUUUGCAUGCUAAUGAAACAAUAUAUUAUUGAUCAAUAUUUUAUUAAUGCAAAGAGUGUUGCAAUAAGAAACGCGUAUGCCUUAACAAGUUU